AGGAAGAAUGUCCUUCGAUACUACCGCUAGGUGGUUUUUGGAGACAAAUAGCAGACAGCUGGCAUCACAUCUCACCAUUGAGUCCGCAGUACCCUUGGUCUCUCUGUUGCGAAAAUCACCAGUAUGGCUACUUCGAAAUUCGCCAAUGUGGAAAGUGCUCCUCCAAUUGAAGUAUUCGCUUUAAAUAAAGCAUAUGUGGAUGACACUUUUCCUCAAAAAGUAAAUCUUGGUGUUGGAGCAUACAGGACAGAUGAGGGGAAACCAUGGGUUCUUCCAGUUGUCCGUCAAAUGGAGCAGCAACUAGCAGCUGAUGAAACCCUCAACAAGGAAUACCUUCCUGUUUUGGGAUUUGAACCUUUGGCCAGUGCAGCAACUCGCAUGUUGCUUGGUUCUGACUCUCCUUCUCUGAAAGAAGGGAGGGCUACAGGCAUCCAGUGCUUAAGUGGAACUGGAGCUUUACGUGUAGGAGCUGAAUUUCUUGCCCAUAUUGGAAAGCAUACUGUUGUAUACUCAUCCAAUCCCACCUGGGGUACUCUAUAUAGCUUAAAUGUAAUUGAAUCAACAUUAAAAUUGAUUUAUGUUAUAGGCAAUCACAGUUUGGUGUUUUUAAGUGCUGGAUUCUCAACCUACAAAUCCUACCGUUAUUGGGAUGCAGCAAAGAAAGCUUUAGAUUUCGAUGGUUUGAUGGAAGAUUUGCGUAAUGCUCCUGCCAAUUCCGUCAUUUUACUUCAUGCGUGUGCACACAAUCCCACUGGAGUUGAUCCUACCCAGGAUCAAUGGAAGCAAAUUGCUGAUUUAAUUGAGGAGCGUGGAUUGUUCCCUUUCUUCGACUCAGCGUACCAAGGUUUCGCUUCCGGAGACUUGGACCGCGAUGCCUGGGCUGUCCGAUAUUUCGAUUCUCGUGGAUUUGAAAUGGUCUGCGCUCAGUCAUUCGCUAAAAACUUCGGACUCUACAAUGAGCGAGUUGGCAAUUUGACUUUCGUUGCCAAGGAUCGUGCAGUUAUCGAACCCGUUCGCUCGCAGAUUACUCUAUUAGUCCGUGCCAACUAUUCCAAUCCCCCUAAUCAUGGUGCCCGUAUCGUCGGCACAGUGCUAAACAACCCUGCUUUGACCGAACAAUGGAAAGGCCACAUUAAAACAAUGGCUGAUCGCAUUAUUUCCAUGCGCCAUGGUUUGAGGGAACGCUUGGAGAAAAUGGAGACACCUGGAACGUGGAAUCAUAUUACAGACCAAAUUGGAAUGUUCUCUUUCACAGGACUUGGCCCUCUUGCAGUUGACAAGCUGAUUGCGGAGCAUCACAUUUACUUGCUCAAGGGUGGCCGAAUCAACAUGUGUGGAUUGAAUACUGGUAACAUUGAUUACGUGGCCAAGUGCAUCCAUGAAGUGGUCACCACUACCCAAGAAGCCAGUCUUUAAAGCAAAUCGCAACUUGCAAAAAGAAGUAGUAAAUCGGCAGUGCUGAAUGUUUUACUUCAUUCAUUCGUUAUUUUACUUUACUCAUUUUUUAUGUUUGAUGUGUACAGUAGCGGUAUUGGUGGCAGUCAAGUCUUAACAUUAAUAUAAUUAAUAGGUUCAGGCAGAA
Molecule: messenger RNA, 1582 nt
Organism: Daphnia pulex (common water flea)
Lineage: Eukaryota; Metazoa; Arthropoda; Branchiopoda; Diplostraca; Daphniidae
Gene: Got1
Product: aspartate aminotransferase, cytoplasmic-like
Exons: 6
Coding region: 124-1416 (430 amino acids)
Biological process (GO): L-aspartate biosynthetic process
Cellular component (GO): cytosol
Molecular function (GO): pyridoxal phosphate binding; L-aspartate:2-oxoglutarate transaminase activity
Source: RefSeq, a predicted model, not a curated record